CGGCGGCAGACUCGUUUCCCGAACGAUUUCGAAUCGCCUCGUUAACCGGGUGAAAUAAUAUAUCGGCGGCGGACCACUACAACAACCAUUAUAUACACACAACAACGACGUGCCUCACACGCACGCACGCGGUGUAGUAGUCUGUAUAGUAGUAAUAAUCCGAGACGACCGAUCGGAGACCACUUGUGUUGUAUUAUGCACGGCGCGCACCAGUCGUCCAACGUCGUCCGUGCCGUGUGCUAGCGCGUCGAAUUUCGUCCCUUCAAGCCGCGAUUUUGCCGCGGGUCCGCGAGCGAUCUAUAUAAUAUAUUAUAAUAAUAAUGACAUCGUCGACCGUCGUCUUUUACCGUGCGAUAAUUAAUUAAUAAUAAAAUUAAAAUAUACGAUGAUCCGUACUAUGUUUCGAUGAACACUAAAUAAUAUUAUUUAAGUGGUCGUUGUCGUCUUUUUAUUAUUAUUGUGAAUUUCGUAAUUAUUAUGCGACUCUUAGCCGCAAAUGAGUUCGUUCCGAGUGCACACGGCGGGACGACGCCGCAGGAUCGUCUUCUGCACUGACCGUUGGCCAGUCACCGCCAUAGCCUUACACCGCAGCCAUGGCCCUUGGUGGUUCCGAGAACGGACUGUUGCACCAGUUCUGCAGUACCCGCGUCAAUGUCUCGAUUCGUAUUGUUGUGAUUCUGAAAUCGUGUUGAGAUACGGUCAUGAAGUUUCGUAACCACUCGGAAUCGUCGUCGUCACGCAGAACUCGAGCGUGAAAAGGAUCCAUUUUUGUUGGACUACAACCGCGGACGCGCGCGCCGGACGUUACCGUACCGAGAAGUGUCGCAGAUAUGUGCUCAGCGCCGACACUAGUGGCGGCCGUGUUGUUAGCGGUCGUGGCCACCGCCGUCUGCAACAUGCAACCGGUGGCCGUGACAAACACGGCGGCGGCGUCGGCGGGGGCUGUGGCCGGUGUGGCAGCCGUGCCGGCAGCGGGGCGCUGCGAAGAGAUCACCAUACCGAUGUGCCGGGGCAUCGGGUACAACAUGACGUCGAUGCCUAACCAGCUGAACCACGAGACGCAGGAGGAGGCCGGCAUGGAGGUGCAUCAGUUUUGGCCACUGGUCGAGAUCAACUGUUCGGCGGACCUCAAGUUUUUCCUGUGUUCCGUGUACACGCCCAUUUGCAUCGAAGAGUACCAGCGGCCACUGCAGGCGUGCCGGAGCGUGUGCGAACGGGCCCGGGACGGAUGUCUGCCGGUCAUGCAGCGGUACGGGUUUGUGUGGCCGGAGAAGAUGCAAUGCGACAAGCUGCCGGUGCACGGCGGCCCGGAACUUUGCAUGGCCCAGGACGUGUACGAGCAGCAUCAGCACGUGCCAGUCAAGCCGACCAAGAAGCCGACUGGGUCACUGGCAAACAAGUGCAAGCCGGGUAGCAGGGCCAAAGGAUGCGAGAAGUACGCAUUCGGCGGCGGUGGUGUUGGCGACGAGGACGGGUGCGAGUGCAAGUGCCGGCCGCCGCUAGUGGCCAUCGAUAGGGAAUCGGUCCGGUACAACCGCAGUGGCGUGUCCGUGGCGGGCGUGGACAACUGCGCGAUGCCGUGCCGGGCCGUGCUGUUCACCGACGAAGAGAAGGAUUUCGCGUCCACCUGGAUCGCCCUGUGGUCGAGCAUAUGUUGCGUCACCACACUGAUGACACUCACCACGUACACCAUUGACACGCAACGUUUCAAGUAUCCGGAAAAGCCGAUCGUGUUCCUGUCCGGUUGCUACCUGAUGGUCAGCCUCGGGUACCUGAUCCGAGUGUACGCAGGCCACGAUGCGGUCGCCUGCGAGCCUGACGGUUCCGUCAAGUACAACGCGUCCGGGCCCACGCCGUGCACGCUUGUGUUCCUGUUGCUCUACUUCUUCGGCAUGGCCUCGUCCAUCUGGUGGGUCAUACUGGCGUUCACAUGGUUCCUGGCGGCUGGUCUCAAGUGGGGAAACGAGGCGAUCGCGUCCUACUCACAGUACUUCCACCUGGCCGCUUGGCUGAUACCCACCGUCAAGUCGCUUGGGGUGCUGGUCAUGUCGGCCGUUGACGGUGACGCGUUCGCUGGCGUAUGUUACGUGGGCAACCAGAACCCGGAUAACCUUAAAAUGUUCGUCCUAGCGCCACUCGUCGUCUACCUGGCGCUGGGAAUAUCGUUCCUGUUGGGCGGGUUUGUAUCGCUGUUCCGCAUCCGAAACGUCAUCAAGCAGCAGGUGGGCCGCAGCAAGGCGGACAAGCUAGAAAAGCUCAUGAUCCGGAUCGGCGUGUUCAGCGUUCUGUACACCGUUCCCGCAUCCGUCGUCAUAGGAUGCCACUACUACGAGGCCCGGUACAUGCCUGACCGUGUGGCUCACCUGGCGUGCCCGUGCUCCGAACCGGACCCGGACACCAAGCCGGUGUACACCAUGCUGAUGCUCAAAUACUUCAUGACGCUGGUGAUGGGUGUCACGUCAGGCGUGUGGAUAUGGUCUGGUAAGACGGUUGGCUCGUGGAAGCGCCUGUCCCGCCGGCUGUUUGGUGGUGGUGGGGUUGGUAGUGGAAGCGGUGGUGGCCGCAUGUCCAAGGGCGGCCCCAACCCGGUGCUCGUCAAUCCAGGCAAACAACGCAAGCAGCUGCAGUAUAUGCCCGCACCGUCCGUCCCGGGUAGCACACUGCCCUCGUCCCACCACCUGGCCCCAUCGUCCAGCCUGCACCACCACAUUAUCAAACAGGCGCCGCUUAGCCAUGUAUGACAUCAGUACGCCACUCCUGCCCUUAGCUACGAGCAACCAGACCCGUCCGAGGACAUGAUGCCCUCUACCACGGGGCUCAGUGACUAUGGUCCUCUUUAAAGGGUCGGCAGGAGGAAUAACGAUGAACCAAUAACUCAUCAGAAGCAUAAAAUAUGAUCUCGAUAUGUACUUUAAUUAUUAUUAUUUUUAUUAUUUUAUUAUUUAUAUUAUUAUCUCUGUACAAUAUACCUCCUACUCGAACAGACGAACCUCCCACCACAUUUAAAACCCGGAACCGACAUUGGGAACACAUCACAUCGGAAAUAGACGCGUAUUUUCCUUUACAAUAGGUACCUACGUCUUCGUCGUUCACAGCAAAAAAAGUAAAAUACAAUGUUACUCCAUCGUUAAACCAAAUUAUUAACGUGACGUUUUCGACUGGUUUGACAAGUUAACUAGUAAAAACAAAAAACGUGUAGCUACCCCGUCGGCCAUAGGUUUAUUUUCUGGUGCUUUCCCCAAUUCAAUUUUACCUUAUAUAAUUUUUAUUUUGUAAAUAACUUUAAAUUUAAGAAGCGUAUACUAGUCGUAGUAGAUAAGUUGUGUAUUUUUUUGUUUUGUGUUAACAUUAAAAAAUCCUUUUAUACUGUAAUUAUUUUAAAAAGGAAAAGACAACAUUCGGUUAUCCGAAAUUACUAUAAUUAACUCUUUUUUUUCUAAAGAACAAAUAAAAGAAAUAUGACUUGUUCGCCAAACACGUGCAAUAUAUAUGAUUCCAAUGAUUUUUUUGAUGAAAAUAUAAAUUUUAUUAUUUUUAAGCCAAUGUAUAUUAGACAUUUUUGUCUCUUUACUGCCCUUAUAUACGAAAAACAAACUGUAUACGUAAAUUUUAAGUGAUAAUAUUAUUAUAAACAUAUUAUACGAGUAAGUUUUAUUAUUCAUGCAUACAAAUUAUUUAUACUAUUUAUAAUAUAUAUUACUGUAUUGUAGCAGAAAAUAUUGUACAUAAUAUAACAUGUUUUAAAUAAAAAUUGUACAUUUCAUGUUUUCAUAAUUGGGUGUAGAAUUUUUGACUUCAUGAACUAACAAUAAAAAAAACGUAGAGAAUUCAUUAUUCAAUUGAAUUAA
Molecule: messenger RNA, 3848 nt
Organism: Acyrthosiphon pisum (pea aphid)
Lineage: Eukaryota; Metazoa; Arthropoda; Insecta; Hemiptera; Aphididae
Gene: fz2
Product: frizzled 2
Exons: 3
Coding region: 831-2741 (636 amino acids)
Biological process (GO): canonical Wnt signaling pathway; non-canonical Wnt signaling pathway
Cellular component (GO): plasma membrane
Molecular function (GO): Wnt receptor activity; Wnt-protein binding
Source: RefSeq, a predicted model, not a curated record